Anneissia japonica is the source of this 4431-nucleotide messenger RNA. Its product is annotated as inhibitor of Bruton tyrosine kinase-like. Lineage: Eukaryota; Metazoa; Echinodermata; Crinoidea; Comatulida; Comatulidae. Gene Ontology annotation, molecular function: protein binding. The record is from RefSeq and is a predicted model, not a curated record.
GCUAUUAUUGGGUCCGUUCAAAGAAAGUUCCACAUGAACAAUUUGAAGUUGGUAGACGUUUAUUGCUGUACGUUUAAUCAUGGAUGAAUCUUCAAAAUUGUAUGCCACCAACAAUCUGUUUAAUAUGUUCGAAUCUUACUUGUCAAAAAUUGCUUUCCGAUCUGCAAACGACACUGAUAGUUUUUACAUUUGAUAAGAAUAUUCAAUUUGCAAUUAUGGAAGUUUAAGCCCUAAAAGAACAAUCAUGGCAGGCUUGUGCCUGUGAGGCAGAAGACGAGAGGGCUUUCCAGAAGGAUAUGAUAUGCAGAAGGGUUAUUCAGAAGGAAUAAGAAGAAAGCACAUGAACGACAGAUUUCUUAGGAUUCAGCUAAAGCUGGGACUGUACUUUACCAGACCUCCACAUAGUUUAAUUGUCUUGUGAAAAGUUGCAGUAUAUACCUGUAGGUUGUUGAAAUUUGAAACAGACUGGUAUUUGGUAAUUUAAUUCAUAAGCUGUGGAGCUAAGAACCUUGACAAAAACCCAGUGUUUGUGGUAGACUCUUAACAUUUCCAAAGAUGGAUCUGAUUGGAAAGCAAGCACGGUGUUCUGCAUACUGUCGUUGUACAGAACACGCUGAUGAUAUUAUCGCAGUGAUAACACAUGGCACAGCUCACCAAAUCAAGUCCUUCCUGGAGAUCAGGUGUACCAAUGGAGCUCAAGUUUCCGAUAGGUUUGGUCGUAACGCUUUGCAUAUUGCUGCAUCAUGUGGCAAAUUGGAGGUUGUUGAUUGGUUGAUUACACAGAAGCAUGCAGAGCUCAAGUCCAGAGACCUUGAAUCAGGAUGGACAGUACUCCACCGCAGUCUGUUCUAUGGUCAGAUAAACAUUGCUGUGUUGUUAGCUAAUUGUGGUUGCAACCUGUAUAAACAUGAUAUUGAAGGACUUUCUCCACUAGAUCUUGUGAUGAAGGACCAGCCUAGCUAUGUUGAAUACAAUGCAUCAGGGCCAACUGAGUGCUACACAUGGGGAGCUAAUACCAACUUCACCCUCGGGCAUAGUAACCAACAUUCAAGAAAGCACCCAGAACUAGUUGAAGAACUAGUUAAAAAGGGACUCAGUAUCAAACAGAUUGUUAUGUGCAAGUUUCACACAAUAUUUCUGACGCAUUGUGGUAAAGUGUUGACUUGUGGACAUGGACAGGGUGGUAGACUUGGCCUGGAAGAUGAGCAUACCUAUCUUGUACCUCACCUGAUAGAGGGCGUAGCAGAGAUGAAGUGCAUUCAGGUAGCAGCUGGAAGAGACCACAUUGUUUUCUUGUUUGAAGGUGGCUUGGUGUACACUUGUGGUCAGAAUGACUAUCAUCAACUAGGCCUAUCCCUUGGAAUCACUUGUCACAUCCCAAAACCAAUCUCUUUGAAGAAUCUCAAAGGCAAAGUAAUCGUGGGAGUGGCAGCUGGGCGGUUCCAUACUGUUCUCUUCUCUAAUGAUGCAGUCUACACAUUCGGCCUGAAUGCUGGUCAGUUAGGACACCCCAAAGAUGAUAAGUAUCAGUUGUAUCCAAGGCAAGUGACAUCACUACAUCAUAAAGAUGUCAAGAUUUGUGCCCUAGCAACCAGUGAUGCUGCCACCGUGUGUGCCACCACUAAAGGAGAUAUUUACGCCUUGCAUGAGUACCAAUGCAGAAAAAUUGCAUCCAAGUGUUUAAACAUUAAGAAACUUGUAGUGUUUGGUGGGCACUUGGAUUCAGAUAGCGAACAGAGCAUGUUACAAAAACAAGGUGGUGAGGAUCUCCAAGUUGUAGCACUUACUACAUCAGGCACUGUAUUUGUGUGGAAGGUAGCUGACAAAUGUUUAAAGCGAUGUCUCUGGGAUGUCAAGUGUCAGCUGUUUGUAUCUGACGUUACUAUUAAUAAACAAGGUAUCAUCAUCUGUACAACAGAAGGCCAAGGGUUCCUGGGGUUCAUGUCAAAGAAAGGUCAUACAGUGAGAGAUUUAAAACCUAAAGUUGUGCCCUCGACAUCUCCUGAUGCAUUUUCUGUUGCUGUGAGAACUAAACAUGCUGAGAAGGAGGAGGUUGAGCUUGUUCAUCUGGAGAGGAUUCCAUUUAUCCAUAGGGGUGUUCAAGUGGCAUCCGAUAAAUCUGGGAAGAAUUUUGCUUUUCUACAAUCUGAUCCCAAGACAAGCUUGGUUGAAAUUCCACAAGUGAGAGCAUCGGUUAUGACAAAAGAAUUUGCAGCACUUUUCAAAGAAGUGAAUUCCUAUAAUAACAUACAUGAUGUCAUAUUAAAAGUGGGUUCCAGACAGUGGCCAGCCCAUAAGUACAUCCUAUCAACUCGUUCAGAAUACUUCAGGAAACUGUUCCUACAAGAAGUGACAGAAAAGGAAGAUAAAGAUCCAAAGGAUUCAAACAUCCUGAUGCAGGAAUCAUCAGAUGUUGUUGCCCUUGGUCACAUGAUCACGGCUCCGAUACUCGAUCUCCUUCUGCAGUUCAUCUAUGAGGAUCAGUGCGACUUAUUCAAGCCGGAAUUUAAGUAUGUAAGUGAGAGUACAGGUCAGGGUAUGUUUGAACCUAUCAGGUCGCUUGAACCUCAGGAUAUCGCCAUUGAUGCUAAGAAGUCUGCUUAUGCUGUGAAUCAGGAAUUAAAGAAAGCUGGAAAGUCAAAGAAGAAAGAAGGAAGAAAACAGAAGAAAAACCAAGCAAAUGAAGGGAAUGAUGAUCUGGUGUUGCCAGUCAAGCUUCUUCAAAAUGCAGCUAAGCAGUUUAAAGUUUCACAAUUAGUUCAAAGAUUGGAUGGUGUCAAGGUUCAAAAUGGUCAGCUGCACUUCAAGAAGAGCGGUAAGAAGUUAAGUUACAACCGCAAUCGGUGUUCCUAUCUGUCGGAUGUCAUCCUGGAAGCCGAAGGUGGUACUACGUUUCGUUGUCACAAGUGCAUAUUGGUGGCCAGACUGGAGUACUUCAACAGCAUGCUAGCCAGUGAUUGGAUAGAGACUUCAAGCAAAACUGCUUUGAAGCUUCCGAUGCCAAGUGAAGCCUUGAGAGUGAUUCUGGAUUACCUAUACACAGACGAAGCAGCCAAAUUGAGAGAUUGCCAUGAUAUCGAGUUCCUCUGCAAUCUGCUAACUGUUGCAGACCAACUGUUGAUCACAAGACUAAAAGAGCUUUGUGAAGUUGCAAUUACAAGCCUCAUUUCUUUAAAGAAUGCAGCUGAAUUGCUGGAGUUUUCAUCUGUAUACCAAGCUGAUCAGCUUAUGAAGACUUGCCAGCAGUUUAUAUGUCUCAACCUACCAGUGAUGAUAGAAUCGCAAGCCCUAGAUAUCCUCAGUAACCCUGUGAUGGAUGAGCUUACUAAGUCGUAUAAAGAAAUGAUACCGGCAAUGUCAAGAAGAAUCAUUACUCCAUAUGCUGAUGCUCCUGACCUUAGUCUCUUUGACAAAUAUCCAUCAGAAGAUGAUGGGAAUGCAGAGACAUCUGAUAGAAAUGCAGAAGCCCUGGAAGAUUUCCACAUGAUCCAGACCCAGGAGCAAGCAGCACGAAAGGCAAAAGCCCGUAGGAAGUCAAGAAGAGCAAGUACAAGGAAAACAAGUUGUUCCAUUAGUGAAUCUGUUGAUGAAAAAUCGGAAAAUGAAGAUAAGAUGAAGAGUGAUACUUGUGAAAUACAAAAGCAAGAUGGUGGUGUUACUCAGAAUGUAAGACCUACCUCCCCUGAAGUCCCAGUAUCACCAAAUGUGAACACAUCCAUCAUCGAUAGAAAUGAUAAUGUACAAAAGAUGGAUAAUAUUUGUAGUGGUGAUGCAGGAUUUGGUGCACAAGAUUUUAGUGACAGGUCUAAAUCAGACUUGGAGCCAGGCUUAUGGGGUUGGAAGAGCCCUCCACAGAGAGAAAGUCUUGUCAACCCGAAUGGCUUGAGAGAGAUCAUGCAAUUCCAGUCGAAGACAUCACCAGCAUCCAAGAGGACACCAGUAAAGGCUGUUACUCCAUCUGGAAAGAAAUCUCAGAAGCAGAGAAAGAGAGAAAUGCUUUUGAUGUCUCAGAAAACAGAUUCAGUUUCUGCGCAAGAUACAGCAUCAGAACCAGUAGUCUUUGCCUGGGGUAAAGAAGCAGAGCGUGUACCUACCAAGUCUUUUAGGGAACUUCUCAUUGAUGAGGAAAAACAUGCACCCGUCAGUCACCAUGUUCCUAUGGCAACCUCACCACCCACAUCAUCAACUCGUGGAACUGAGAUUCUGAGCUGGGGGCUUGUAAGAAGAUCGAAGCCAAGUUUACAAAUUGAUACACAAGUAUCUACUGAUCCAGCCAACUCUGCUGCACCUGAACAUAUCAAUCCUUGGUUGGCAACAUCUCCGCAGUCACCAGAUGAAGAUGCUGUCAAGUUCUCAGACAUCCUUGAAUCUGAAGAGCAGCAAGAGCUAGAUCUGGACAAGUCUUUACGAAAGUCCUUCUCCCUCAUCCAG